This is a messenger RNA of Drosophila innubila, 4588 nucleotides long. It is a transcript of the gene DNApol-alpha180, whose product is annotated as DNA polymerase alpha catalytic subunit. Gene Ontology annotation, cellular component: alpha DNA polymerase:primase complex. The transcript is spliced from 7 exons. Lineage: Eukaryota; Metazoa; Arthropoda; Insecta; Diptera; Drosophilidae. Gene Ontology annotation, molecular function: chromatin binding; single-stranded DNA binding; purine nucleotide binding. Gene Ontology annotation, biological process: lagging strand elongation; leading strand elongation; DNA replication. Bases 83 to 4522 code for a protein of 1479 amino acids. The record is from RefSeq and is a predicted model, not a curated record.
UUUGUUGCUUCAUUGUGUACACACUUAUCCAAUUCCCGCCAUUUCCGAAACAAUUGCAAGUUGCGCUAUUUUCGUGUCCGAAAUGGCAGAUUCACCGUCUGGACCGCGUGUCAAGCGUCAACGCAUUGAUAAAAAUGGACGAUUUGCAGCGCUGGAACGGUUAAGAGGAUUGAAAGGUACCAAAAACAAAUGCCAGGUGGAGGAUAAAGUAGACGAUGUGUACGAAGUGGUCGAUGAACGCGAAUAUGCCAAGCGUGCAAACGAGAAAUACGGCGGUGAUUGGAUUGAAGAUGACGGCACUGGAUAUGCAGAAGAUGGACGCGAUUUCUUUGAGGAUGAAGAUGAAUACUCCGAUGGUGCAGAGGGUCAGAGUGAUGCCAAGAAAAAGAAAUCUGGCGUUGCAAAGAAACGGCCUCGUGACAGCGAGAAACCUGUCAAGGGCAAGGCUUCAAUUCGUAAUCUCUUCAGCAAUGCGAUUCCAAAGAAAGCAGAUGUUAAGAACAGUGUCAAGGAUGAUGACAUUCUGGCCGAUUUACUAGGCGAAAUAAAGGAAGAGGCAACUGGGGAAGCGACUACUACAACACCUAAACAGCAAAAGGUCAUUGCGCCAGCAAAGAUUGUGUCCGCCACCCGAAAAUCUGAUGCUGCCGCUGCAAAGGAGUAUAUGAAUAGCUUUCUGAGCAAUAUCAAAAUGCAGGAGCAGCAACGCAAGAAGGCCGAGGCCGGCAGCGAUGAUGAAAUGCUGGAGCGCAUAUUGCAGCCAAAGGCAACCGUAUUGCCCAACAAGAAAGCAACAGUAACUGCAGCUAAUGUAAAGCAGGAAAAGCUACUGGAAACGGAUGAACAGCCCAUAAAGGCGGAAGACAAAGCUGAGCCUGAGUUCUGUGACAACGACUUGGACUUCAGUUGCCUGGAUGACGAUGAAAAUCAGUUUGAGGUUGCGGCAUCAAAGCCUAAACCGAAACCAGAGCCCCAGCCUGAACUAAGUACUACGAAAGCUGCCCAACCAGAUCCAGAUGAUAUGAGCAAGCUGCUUAACAACUGGGAGUCCAUAUGCCAAAUGGACGAUGACUUUGAGAAAUCAGUGCUGGCGAGUGAAGCGGAGUCUGCCAAUUGCAAUGAUCCUGUCGAUGUGGAGCACUUGCGCUUCUGGUAUUGGGAGGCCUGGGAGGAUGCACAGAAGCUGCCUGGCGAGGUGUUCCUCUUUGGCCGUACAGCCGACGGCAAGUCCAUAUGUGUGCGUGUGCAGAACAUUAACCGGUUGCUGUAUCUAUUGCCCAGACAGUAUCUCUUGGAUCCCAUCACAAAGGAGCCAACUAAACAAAAAGUCACUGUCGCCGAUAUGUACCAAGAGUUUGACACUCAAAUAGCCUCCGAACUGAAGCUAGAUACGUUUCGAUCCCGCAAGGUGAGCAAGAGCUUUGCAAACCACGCCAUUGGCAUCGAUGUGCCGCAGACAUGCGAUUACCUCGAAGUCCACUAUGAUGGUAAGAAGGCAGCGCCAAAUGUGGCCAACAAGAAAUACGAUUCCAUCGCGCACAUUUUUGGCACCACCACAAAUGCCUUGGAGCGUUUUCUUCUGGAGCGCAAGAUCAAAGGCCCAUGUUGGCUCCAGAUUAGCGGUUUUAAUGUUAAUCCGGCACCCAUUAGCUGGUGCAAGACGGACUUGACAGUCAGCGAGCCGAAGAACGUUGAAGUAUUGCUGGAACAGGGCAAGCCAACGCCUCCGCCGCCUAUAACACUAUUAGCACUCAAUGUGCGAACUUCCAUGAAUCCAAAGACACUAAAAAACGAGAUCUGUAUGAUUUCAAUGCUGACGCACAAUCGUUUUCAUAUCGACAAACCGGCGCCACAGCCUGCCUUUAAUCGCCACAUGUGCGCCCUCACACGUCCCGCCGUGUCCAGUUGGCCCUUCGAUCUGAGCUUGCAGCUGGCCAAGUACAAAUCGACAAAGAUUUACAAGCAUGACUCGGAGCGUGCACUACUCAGCUGGUUUCUGGCGCAGUAUCAACAGAUGGAUGCCGAUCUGAUUGUAACAUUUGAUGCUAUGGAUUGCCAGCUGAAUGUCAUCACAGAUCAGAUAGUCGCCUUGAAGAUACCGCAGUGGUCUCGCAUGGGUCGCCUGCGUUUCACCCAAUCGUUUGGAAAGCGUUUGUUAGAUCAUUUUGUGGGUCGCAUGGUUUGCGAUGUCAAACGCUCGGCAGAGGAGUGCAUACGCGCCAGAUCCUAUGAUCUGCAGACGCUCUGUCAGCAGGUGCUUAAGCUCCAGGAAUCGGAGCGCAUGGACGUCAAUGCCGAUGAUCUGCUUGAGAUGUAUGAGAAGGGCGAGAAUAUCACCAAACUCAUAUCGCUGACGAUGCAGGAUGCCUCCUACAUGCUACGUCUGAUGUGCGAGCUGAACAUCAUGCCACUGGCUCUGCAGAUUACCAAUAUCUGUGGCAAUACGAUGACACGCACACUGCAAGGUGGUCGCUCCGAGCGCAAUGAGUUUCUGCUGCUGCACGCCUUUCACGAGAAGAACUACAUUGUGCCCGAUAAACAGCCACAUCGUCGUGGUGGCGCUGCAGCCACUACAGAUCCUGAUGCCAGCAGCAAUGACACAACAGCAGCAGCUGGAGCAGCACGUAAAAAGGCUGCCUAUGCUGGCGGAUUAGUGCUGGAACCAAUGCGUGGUCUGUACGAGAAGUUUGUGCUGUUGAUGGACUUUAACUCACUGUACCCGAGCAUCAUACAGGAGUACAACAUAUGCUUUACGACGGUGCAUCACCCACAUGAUGCUGAUCAGCUGCCUGUGCUGCCAGAUUCCAGUGCAGAGCCUGGCAUUCUGCCGUUGCAGCUACGUCGUUUGGUGGAGUCACGUCGUGAGGUUAAGAAAUUGAUGGCGGUGCCGGAUCUGUCACCCGAGUUGCAGAUGCAGUAUCACAUACGACAAAUGGCUCUCAAGCUGACGGCCAAUUCCAUGUACGGUUGCCUGGGAUUUUCCCAUUCACGAUUUUUCGCACAGCAUCUGGCUGCGCUGGUAACGCACAAGGGUCGCGAGAUUCUCGUCAAUACACAGCAGCUGGUGCAGAAGCUCAACUAUGAUGUGGUCUACGGUGAUACGGACUCUCUAAUGAUCAAUACCAAUAUAACGGACUAUGAUCAGGUCUACAAGAUCGGGCACACCAUCAAGCAGAGUGUCAACAAGCUGUACAAACAGCUCGAACUAGACAUCGAUGGUGUCUUUGCUUGCUUGCUGCUCUUGAAAAAGAAAAAAUAUGCCGCGGUCAAGUUGAGCAAGAAUGCCAAGGGAGUGCUGAAGCGGGAGCAGGAGCAUAAGGGAUUGGACAUUGUGCGUCGCGAUUGGUCACAAUUGGCCGCGAUGGUGGGCAAGGCAGUUCUCGAUGAAGUACUCGCUGAAAAGCCAUUGGAGGAUAAACUAGAGGCGGUGCAUGCACAACUGGGACGCAUUAAGGAUCAAAUUGCAGAGUCGGCUGUGCCAUUGCCUCUCUAUGUUAUCACCAAGCAGCUGACCCGUGCUCCACAAGAGUAUGCCAAUAGCUCCUCGUUACCGCAUGUCCAAGUGGCGCUGCGCAUGAAUCGUGAAAGAAAUCGACGCUAUAAAAAGGGCGACAUGGUUGAAUAUGUUAUCUGCCUGGAUGGAAGCACAAAUGCUGCUGUGCAACGCGCUUACCAUCUCGACGAGCUGAAGGGCAGUGAAACGCUUAAGCUUGAUAGCAACUACUAUCUGGCUCAUCAAAUCCAUCCCGUGGUCACUCGCAUGGUGGAGGUGCUGGAAGGCACCGAUGCGAGUCGCAUUGCCGAAUGCUUGGGCAUGGACGCCAGCAAGUACAGGCAGAAUGCCCAGCGGGUUCAGCAGGAGCGCAAUGAGGAGGCCGAGGGGGAAUCUCUGCAAAAGACAACGCUUCAGCUUUAUCGUCUCUGCGAACCAUUUCGAUUCAAAUGCGUCGGCUGUAAGACGGAACAGUUGAUGGCCAGCGCCUAUCGACCGGGUGCCAAUAGCAGUCAUGUGCCCGUGCUGCAGCAGUGUGUCAAUUUGGAAUGCCAAACAUCGCCCUUGCAAUAUUUGGUUAGCAUUCGCAAUCAGCUUCAAUUGUGCAUACGCAGCUAUGUGCAACGCUUCUACCGCAAUUGGCUGGUGUGUGAUCAUCCCGAUUGCAACUACAAUACAAGAAGCUAUUCAAUACGCCUCGAGAUGCGGCGUCCACGUUGCCUCAAGUGCAACAGCGGCUCAAUGCUUCGCCAGUACUCUGAGCGUGAUCUCUACAAUCAGCUGUGCUAUUUGCGAUUCAUGUUUGAUCUGAACAAGCAGCAAAUUCAUCAGAAACCCACCCUAACGCCCGAGCUUGAGCAAGCGUAUCAGCUGCUGUUUGACACGGUGGAGCAGCAAUUCCAAAAUUCCGGCUAUGUUGUCAUAUCACUCGGAAAUAUAUUUGCACGCAGCCUGGCGCUGUCGUCGCUUCAGCAGCCAAAGAAGGAACUGCGAGAUGAUUUGGUCGCUAGCAGUCUAGCUGAUGUCUAGAUUGCACAUACCCUUGCUCUUUUAUUCGACAUUCAACAAUCGUAUUUUUAAAUAUAUACAUAAAAA